This is a messenger RNA of Fulvia fulva, 498 nucleotides long. RefSeq lists its product as uncharacterized. The record is from RefSeq and is a predicted model, not a curated record. The coding region runs from base 1 to 498 and encodes 165 amino acids. Lineage: Eukaryota; Fungi; Ascomycota; Dothideomycetes; Mycosphaerellales; Mycosphaerellaceae. The transcript has a single exon.
AUGUCUUCGGCAAACUACCCUCUACGCCAGUCUGGCAUCUACCGCAAUCUGCCACAAUUCGACCCAAGCAUCAAGAACCUGAAAGCCAUCAUCUGCGGCGCGACUGGCAUAUCUGGCUUCAACGCCUUGCGCGCCCUGCGGGACACUCCUGAUCGGUGGUCAAAAGUCUAUACCCUAUCUCGCUCCCCUCUGAAGCAGGAAAUGCUGAAUCUGCUCACGGAGAAGCAAAGAUGCAAGAUACAGCACGUCUCAGUGGACCUCACCUCAUCUGGAGAUUCAGUCGCCAAGUCGUUAAAGGACGCCGGAGUCGACGCGGAUUACGUCUUCUUCUAUUCGUAUCUACAGCCGAAGACCGGCGAGUCCGGGAUGAGUGCCAAUCUGGCCAAGGCGUUGGUAGAGGCCAAUGUGCCGCUCCUCGACAACUUCCUCCAGAGUCUGCCAAAGGCGGGCAUCAAGCCAAAGCGUAUCCUCCUUCAGACGACAGUGCUCGGCCAUUGA